Pyrus x bretschneideri (Chinese white pear) is the source of this 929-nucleotide messenger RNA. RefSeq lists its product as uncharacterized. NCBI's taxonomy places the organism in Eukaryota, Viridiplantae, Streptophyta, Magnoliopsida, Rosales, Rosaceae. The record is from RefSeq and is a predicted model, not a curated record. Bases 309 to 929 code for a protein of 206 amino acids. The transcript has 5 exons.
UUGUUACUAGCUGUGGUUAUGUUAUUCGGAAUUGUUGUCCUAUGCGGUGGGAGUCUUGGGCACAAAUUCCCGAGGAGACGAAGAAACUGGUGCGAGACAAGUUGUCGGUCAAUUUUGAUGUUAAGGACUUAUCCCCUGAGGUCAGUGCCUACUUAGAGGGGACCUUAGCAAACCGGUACAAAGAUUGGAAGAGCGCUUUUCACACGCAUUUUUAGCUAUGGGAUGAUCCGGAGAUUGCUCGCCUAGAGGGUUGCCCAAACGAGUUGAGGGACCGGCCAGAGGAUUGGGAGUGGCUCUGUAAACAUUUUAUGGAUCCAAAAUUUGUGAAGAAAUCUAUUGCUGGCAAGAAAGCUCGGGACUCAAAGACACUUCUCCACCAUUCCGGUUCGAAGCCCUUUUCGUAUAGGCUUGAGGCACGACGUCAGGAGGGUUCUAAGUUCCCACAGAUUGACUUGUUCAAUGACGUUUAUGUUCGACCCGGCAAUGAGACCGCUAAGGAGCUUCAUGAUGUUAUGGUGGAAAAGUCCACUGCUGUUCUCCAAGAAGCAACAUCCCAGCUUCCCCCGGAGACCCCGAUCGAGGACGUCAAUGUACCCGAGGAUGCAGAUAUUCAGAUCGUGACUGAGGUCUUGGAUCAGAAGUUGGGUCGUCGUUAUGGCAAGGUUGUUCGAUGUAUGGGGAAGGCGGGGGUUCGUGAGACGGCCUCCUCUUCCAGAUCGUCCACAGGAGAGGUCAAUGCCUUGAAGGAGGAAGUGACAACCCUAAAAGGUCAGCUUGCGGCCCAGGGCGAGCACAUUAGGGCCCAGGACGAGAGGAUGAGUAUGAUUGUACAAGCUUUAGCGAUGUCCGGCCUCCAGAUCCCGAUGCCAACACGUGAUGUUGCUCCACCUUCAACUUCCCAGCCACUUCACCCAGCUGAUACCCAGUAG